Messenger RNA from Colletotrichum higginsianum IMI 349063, 183 nucleotides. RefSeq lists its product as uncharacterized. The coding region runs from base 1 to 183 and encodes 60 amino acids. NCBI's taxonomy places the organism in Eukaryota, Fungi, Ascomycota, Sordariomycetes, Glomerellales, Glomerellaceae. The record is from RefSeq and is a predicted model, not a curated record. The transcript has a single exon.
AUGUUGUCCCAGCACAACAGCCAGCAACUCGCCGGUUCGUCCGGCAAGCACCACGGCCAUUACGAGGCAAAAUCCCCCGAGUCGACGGCCCGUGAUAGCGGCAAAGACCAGGCCAUCGUGAGCGCGCCGCACCGGUGCCAUUGCAGAUCCAGUCACGCUCCGAAAGAUGGAAAACGAUAUUGA